Molecule: messenger RNA, 3055 nt
Organism: Nannospalax galili (Upper Galilee mountains blind mole rat)
Lineage: Eukaryota; Metazoa; Chordata; Mammalia; Rodentia; Spalacidae
Gene: Ss18
Product: SS18 subunit of BAF chromatin remodeling complex
Exons: 10
Coding region: 1-1188 (395 amino acids)
Biological process (GO): positive regulation of transcription by RNA polymerase II
Cellular component (GO): nucleus
Molecular function (GO): transcription coactivator activity
Source: RefSeq, a predicted model, not a curated record
AUGCUGGAUGAAAAUAACCAUCUUAUUCAGUGUAUAAUGGACUAUCAGAAUAAAGGAAAGGCCUCAGAGUGUUCUCAGUAUCAGCAGAUGUUGCAUACAAACUUGGUAUACCUUGCUACAAUAGCAGAUUCUAAUCAAAAUAUGCAGUCUCUUUUACCAGCACCACCCACACAGAAUAUGCCUAUGGGUCCUGGAGGGAUGAAUCAGAGCGGCCCUCCCCCACCUCCACGCUCUCACAACAUGCCUUCAGAUGGAAUGGUAGGUGGGGGUCCUCCUGCACCACACAUGCAGAACCAGAUGAACGGCCAGAUGCCUGGGCCUAACCACAUGCCAAUGCAGGGACCUGGACCCAGUCAACUCAGUAUGACCAACAGUUCCAUGAACAUGCCUUCAAGUAGCCAUGGGUCCAUGGGAGGCUACAACCAUUCUGUGCCAUCUUCCCAGAGCAUGCCGGUGCAGAACCAGAUGACCAUGAGUCAAGGGCAACCAAUGGGGAACUAUGGUCCCAGACCAAACAUGAAUAUGCAACCAAACCAAGGUCCCAUGAUGCAUCAGCAGCCCCCUUCUCAGCAGUACAGCAUGCCACCUGGAGGCGGGCAACAUUACCAGGGACAGCAACCCCCCAUGGGCAUGAUGGGUCAAGUCAACCAAGGCAAUCACAUGAUGGGCCAGAGACAGAUGCCUCCCUAUAGACCACCACAACAGGGCCCACCACAGCAGUACUCAGGCCAGGAAGACUAUUAUGGGGACCAAUACAGUCAUGGUGGACAAGGUCCUCCAGAAGGCAUGAACCAGCAAUAUUACCCCGAUGGUCAUAAUGAUUACGGUUAUCAGCAACCGUCGUAUCCUGAACAAGGCUACGAUAGGCCUUAUGAGGAUUCCUCACAACAUUACUACGAAGGAGGAAAUUCACAAUACGGCCAACAGCAAGAUGCUUACCAAGGACCACCUCCACAGCAAGGGUACCCACCCCAGCAGCAGCAGUACCCAGGGCAGCAGGGCUAUCCAGGACAGCAGCAGGGCUACGGUCCUUCUCAGGGUGGUCCAGGCCCUCAGUAUCCUAACUAUCCUCAGGGUCAAGGUCAACAGUAUGGGGGCUAUAGACCAGCACAGCCGGGACCACCCCAGCCACCCCAACAGAGGCCUUAUGGAUAUGACCAGGGGCAGUAUGGAAAUUACCAGCAGUGAAGAAGUCCUUACAUUCCAAUAGCCAGUAUCUCUUAGCAGCAUAUUGUCACCUCAGCACUGUGGACACCUCCCUGUGAUGAUGUCCUUCCAUUCCAUCUAAUUUUUGGAAAAACCUUGUGGAUAAGUGGCUGCUUUGUCAGCAAGCAGCCUCUCUCGGCUUUAGUUUUAAAAGGCAUUAGUAGCUCCAAAAUAUACCUGAUUUCACAUUUCUACUCUAGAUGGCAACAUUGGACAGAAAAUGCAUUGACAUAACCAAUCGGAAGUGAUUUCAGAACUGUGUUUCAAAUGGACUGUUACAGACUGAAAGGUGUGAACAGCUUUGUAUGUUUAUGAAGGUUGAGGGAAUUUAAUACUUUUCCACAGAUUCUUUUGUAAGGGGAAGAGGGAAAUGUACACUUUUUACUGCAGCAAUAUUUUGUAUAUUAUGUUUAUUCCAUGUUGAAUAUGCAAGGCGGUACACUACGCACUGGGCAGAAUCAGAAAUCCUCUGUUCAUGUGGAGUGUGGUGGAUGCUUGAUUGUUGUGCUCUCCAAAUGGUGUUCUGUGAAGAUAAAGGUGAGGGAGAAGACAAAAGCACACCAUAUGUCCACAGUUGUGUUCUUAGAGAGGAAAUUCAGGUCCCUUUUAUCUCCCAGGUAAUCAAGGGCGCUGUGAUACAGUUUUUGAGUACAAAGACAUUUUUUUUUAAAGCCUUCCAGUUUUGUGGAUUAAAACCUUUUUGUAAAGAUGAUUUAUAAUACUGUUUUCAAAUGUGAGGCGAUAAUUAUGUUGCAUCUGUGAGCGUUGGGUGGCAGGUUCGUGUAAAUGAAGUGGGAAACCUCUCCUAAAACAGCAAUAACUAAAAAAAGGAAAGCGUUAAAUUUUACCUUUUUUGAGCAAUCAGGGAUCUUAAGUAAUAUCAAUGCAUUUUAUAAACAUAUCUAAGAGAAGUCAGAGUUGAUCUAGUAAUUUUAUUUUUUAGCAUUAGGUGGAUAAUUGGUUUAUGUAACAAAAUGAUUUAGAGACUAUAUGCUUCUUAUUUUGGUCUUUUUGAGACGGGGUCUCCCUGUAGCUGUAGCUAGCCUGGCACUCGCUGUUGUAGACCAGGUUGGCCUUGAACUCAGAGAUCCGCCUGCCUCUGCCUCCCAAGUGCUGGGACUAAAGGCGUGCGCCACCACGCCUGGAGAGACUACAUACUUCUAUUUUAACUCUUAAUUGGAAAUGAAUAAGGGGUGCUUUUAUGUGCUUCCCUCUUCAUCUUGGUUGAUGUAAUAGAGAUGUUUAGGAAAAUGCUUACUGGUGAGGUGUUUCUGACAUGUAUGGAAAGCACAGAGGUUGCUUUUUAUGCCCCCUUGUUUUUAAGCAUGACAUCAUUGUUUGAGACUGUUUUAGCUAAAUUUGGGGAUAUUGCACUGGGCGAGAAAGCAUGUAUUGAGCGAUUUCUAACCACAGUUAUUUAAGCAUAAUCUGAAAACAUCUAGCCCAAAGGUAAGUUGUUAUUUUCCUCAGAGCUGCCUGUGCCCAGGGAAUACUGCGUAUUCUUUAUAAUUGAAUUGGUUUUUCUCACUUCUAACUGGAAACAACAGAAGGGGUCCUAUAAAUUUGAAUAAGCAAAGCACACUGAUCUCAACAUGUGGUAGUCAAAGGAGGAAUUUCAGUGCAUCUCUGUGUAAGAGAGUGUGUGUGAGUGUGUGUGUUAAGCUCAGAAUGGACUUUUCUUAAACUUGGUCAAUAGAAAAUGGACGUCAAGUUUUAACAGAUAAUGCGUGGGCAGUCUUAUUAUGAUUGAAAUGCUUAGGUUCUGUGCCAAUUUCCCACCACUGUGUACUUUGUUGCUAUUUAAAACUGUAUCAACUCUAACAGAAGAAUAAAUUAUUUGUGAUUUUAA